Messenger RNA from Oldenlandia corymbosa var. corymbosa, 324 nucleotides. Lineage: Eukaryota; Viridiplantae; Streptophyta; Magnoliopsida; Gentianales; Rubiaceae. The record is from the annotation of a GenBank genome assembly.
AUGGGCAAAAGAAGGAAGGGGAAACCAUUGAAUAAUACAACAAACGUCGAUUCGCGUCCUAAUGGCGAUAGCGAGAAGGUGAAUCAGGAGAAUUUUGAAGGCAAAGGUGAGAAAAGGAGUUUGGGGAAAGCGGCGAAAGAUUUGGGAAAGGAGAAUCUCCAAAUACCAGUAGAAGGAUUGGGAGAUCUGAAUAUAAAAUUCGGCCCAGGCAUCUAUGUGAGGGGUGUCUUAGUUGGAAAGAGAAAGAUGGGAUGGAGAAUCGAGAAAAGGAUAACAACGCUAAACGGCAAUUUCACUAGAAUGAAGCGGGGUGUUACAUUCUAG